AUGAACUUUCUAUUUUGCACAAAAAUAUUAAACAAAAGGCUUAAACUCAGGCAGCUGAGUAUAAAAACUCUAAAUGAAGAAGAAUUUUUAAUAGGAACUUUCGUUAUCAUAAUGCAAAAAUUACUUACUCCCCCUUUAAAUCAGAACAAAAAAUAGGUAAAAUAUGAAUUUUUUGGAUAAUUUAGCCCCCUUUAAUUUGGAAAAGAAUUUUUUGUUCCAAUUUAAAGGAGGAAGUUAGGUUUUUAGCUCUUUAUAUGAUAAGCAAUAAUUUGCUUAUCAAUUUAAAGUAUUUUAUAUUCCCAGCAAAGAAUUCGUAG
Blepharisma stoltei is the source of this 317-nucleotide messenger RNA. NCBI's taxonomy places the organism in Eukaryota, Ciliophora, Heterotrichea, Heterotrichida, Blepharismidae. The record is from the annotation of a GenBank genome assembly.